GUAAGAGCGGGUACCUGUUUUGGGGAAAACGUGACGUAUCGCCUUGUGUACACAUAACGACCACGCAGAGUGAUAAGUCAAUCGAUUGAGAUUCCACUUUACGACAAUUUCGAUUUGUGACGUCAUGGAUGCUGGGAUGAAUAUUCAAUACCGAGUCUGCCAUUUUGGAUCCAUAAUAGGAAAAAGCGAGUUGACCAUAUUGUAAAAUUCUUCACCCUUUUCACGACCUUUUCGGGUUCCUGGACUGAUCAUAACCAUGAGAGAGUGAUGAGGACCGAACUGUGGGGAAUUUGGGGGAUCGUCUUGGGCCUAAUUUUGCCCGGGAACAGCUUUAGUUACGGCUAUCCCCAAGAUUCAGUGUAUCCAUUAGGAACUGUUGGUUGCCUGUUUACAAACCAGUUAUGUGGGAUAGAAGAGGUCUGCAUAGAUGAUCUGCUGUUUGGUAACUGCCAGAGAUUGGACAGGAGCCAGGACCUCCAUCAGUAUCGCCUCAAUGAGGAGGCGCUGUCUGCCCUGGAGGAGCACAUCCUCCACCUGAUCACCUCGGGCUACACCUGGAGGGACCCCUACACCCAGUGUGUCCUCCAAAACGCCCUCCUGGCCAGCCGUAGGCAGGUGCCCUUCAAGCGUUACGUGUGCAAGCUCGCCUCGAAUGAGGACAGGGUUAGUGGUGAGAUGGGCAGGUACCUCGAGCAGAUCUUUCAGGACUACUACGACUCCUACAAGCCAUCUGCGAUUCCUCCGGAAGAGAAGCGAGAUGAUGACGUCAUUCACGUCCAUAAAUAUUUCGAGAAGGAGCCAGGGGAGGAGAAGGGAUUCUCUGAUAACUAUAGUUACGAGGACAAAGUGAACCUCCUCGAGGACUUAAAAUUUCUUGGUGCUGACAACAUAAGCUUAAAAGAUAUCCAGGCGCUGCAGUAUUAUUUAGAGUCCAUUAGAAAUAGUGAAGAUGGAGGGAAGGGAUUAUAUGGGGAUUAUUAUGUACCAGAUGUACAGAGAAAAGAGCAAGGGUACGAUAAUAAUGGAGGGGAGUGGGUGGAGAAAGAGCACCUGCCUCAGGGAGCCUCCUCACAGUGGACCUCAGCAAGUCAAGAUGACCAAGCAGUUUAUCCUUUUGAUGCAGAAAAAGAAGAAAUUCUGAAUAAAUUGAAAUCAGGUGAGAUUUCAACCAGUGCUCUCUCUGAUGAAGAAAUCACAGAUCUGAUAAACUAUAUCAAUGAAAGACUACCCCCAGACAGCAAAAACAAAGCAACAAAUGAUCUUCACUUAAGUAACAGUGAUGAUGAUUGGUCAAAAUCCAGACCAAUGGGAGAAGGCCUUAUUGGAUCUGAGGACCAAAUGGGGAAUUGGGCUGAGGAUCAUGAGAUGGACGGAGGAAAUGAAGAUAUAAAUAGGAAGAUGGAUGAUACCAAGGAAGAAAAUGGAAGCUUGGAGACCGAUGGGACAGAAGAGGAAGAUACUAAAGAAAAGAAGAAUGUGGAGACGAUGAUGGGACUGGUGACCAGGAUGGGCGCCACUAGCACCACCAGCACCACUGGCACCACCAGCACCACCCAGAACACCAAGAAACCCAUACAGACAGACAUCUACUGGAUACAGAUGGGUGGCAAAUUAAAUGGAGAGCAGGCUGAGACAAUUCUGAAGAUGAUCAAUGAAGCAUUAGAAGAGGAGCAGGCCAACAUCAAAAUCAUCAAAGCUGAGAGAGAUGAAGAAAAUGGCCGUCUGACAUUGAAAAUCAACACCACUGACCCAAAUGUUCCAUUUAAGACCACCAUUGAGAACAUAAAGGAUAAGGUGAAUAAGAAGUUGGGACUGGCCAUAGAAGAUGUUGGUAUGGGGAGCCAUGAUAACCCCGUCAGUCUGCGCGUCUCUGAUGACAGGUACAUCGUACUCAGCUUUGUCCUGUGUGGAUGUAUCGCCGGCAUUCUCCUGGCUUCUGUCAUCAUAUUUCUCAUACGGAGGAACUCCAAAUCGAAAAAGAAGUUGGCACAGCUGUCGGGAACUACAGGGGAGGGAAAUGAACCUUCUCAGGACUAUCAGGAUCUCUGCCGUCAGAGGAUGCAAGGCAAGUCAUCAGAGAAGCCAGAACCGCUUCACGCGGCGUCACGGAUUGGGAGCAUGUCCGGAGAGCAGGUCCGCAGUCCAUCCAGUCGGAGCAGCACCUCCUCAUGGAGUGAAGAGCCAGUUACCUCAAACAUGGACAUCUCUACUGGACACAUCGUGUUGUCGUACAUGGAGGAUCACCUGAAGAAUAAGGACCGGCUGGACAGAGAGUGGGAGGGGCUGUGUAGCUACGAGGCCGACCCCUCCAGUACCGACGUGGCCAACGACCCCGCCAACAUCCGCAAAAACCGCUACAGUGACACUGUGCCCUAUGACCAUUCACGUGUGGUUUUGUCCACUAACAGUAAUGCAUCUAGUUCAGACUACAUCAACGCUAGCACAAUCACGGAUCAUGACCCGAGGAAUCCAGCCUACAUAGCCACCCAGGGUCCCCUGCCCCACACAGUGGCCGACUUCUGGCAGAUGGUUUGGGAGCAGGGCAGUGUCGUUAUUGUGAUGUUGACGCGACUGACGGAGAACGGGGAGGCCAUGUGUUACCGUUAUUGGCCGGAGGAAGGAAGUGACUUGUAUCAUAUCUAUGAAGUUCAUCUGGUGUCAGAACAUAUAUGGUGUGAUGACUAUUUAGUUAGAAGCUUUUACCUGAAGAACUUACAGACCAAUGAGACUCGGACGGUCACACAGUUCCACUACCUGACCUGGCCCGACCUGGGGGUUCCCAAGUCCAUCAAAGCUCUGCUUGAUUUCAGAAGGAAGGUGAACAAGUCCUACAGGGGGAGAUCUUGUCCUAUUGUUGUACACUGCAGUGAUGGUUGUGGAAGAACAGGAACGUAUACUCUUAUUGACAUGGUUCUGAACCGCAUGGCAAAAGGAGCCAAGGAAAUAGACAUAGCAGCCACACUGGAACACAUCAGGGAUCAGAGGAAAAACAUGGUGAAAACUAAGGAACAGUUCCAGUUUGCUCUGGCUGCAGUUGCAGAGGAAGUUCACGCUAUACUGAAGGCGCUACCGCAGUAAUGUCCCCUUACAUCACCAGAUGGGGCUCUCUAGUCACUCAGCUCAUCUCCAUGGAAAUAGUCAUCUUAGUGUCCCUGUUACUGUUAUAGAUAGUCUCAUGUCCAUCACCUGGAAUUAUCAAUGAUGUCAAAAGUAUAUACAUAAAAAUAUAUCUAUAUAUAUUAUACCCCCAGUGUGAAGUCGACACACAUUAUAUUUUUUUUGUUGUGGUCUCAACUUAAUUGCUCUAAACAAUCACAUUUUGAUGAGAUUUUAUGCAGGGAUGAACCUUAGGUGUAUGUGGGAAAAAAACUUUACAAUGGUUGAAGAAGAAUUGUGUUUCUGAAAGAAGAAGUUUGUUUUGUUUUAUUUUAACAUUUUUUUUGUUCUUCUGAAGAUAAAAUUUGCAAUUCUGAAAUGUUUUACAAUCUGUUACGGAUUUUCAAAACCACUUUCAAGAAAAUACUUUUAAUGCUUGUAAUGAUUUUGAAAAGAAUAUUUUACCAGUCUAGCUUUAGUGAAUUUAUUGGGUUUCAGGGCAUUUACAAACAGAGAAUUUCAUGGAAAUUGAGGAGAAUAAAAUUCCUCAAUAAAAACAUUAUACUUUCUAGAUUACUCAAUGUCAUAAGGAAAAUUUAAUAUAUUUCCAGCUGGAUUCAGUUUUCCCACCUAUCUUUUUCCUGUUAGUGCCCAUUUUAUUUUUGAUCUACAAUGUGCUAUAUUAAAAUGUCAUGUCUCUCAAUAGGUGAUAUACUUUGAUAUAUCUAUUUAUAAAUCUCUAUAUAUUUGUUAAGUUUGAAGAUUUUAUAUGUUUUCUAUUUAUAAUUAUGACAUUGUUGUGGCUCAACCUCUUGUUUGUAACUAAUUAUAAACAAUGAUGAAAAUAAAAUUUAAAAUGUUUAUUAUGGUGAAAAUUAUUUUUGUGAUGUUGAUUCUUAAAAUUGUGAUCAAAUUUUGCUUUAAAGUUGAAGUUUAAGAGUAAAAUUUCAGGACAGAGUUGCAAAAAUGCUUUUUUGCUGACAAUUGUUAUUUUCCUGUUAAACAUUGGCUUUAGCUGAAAAAAAUUAAAUUAACUUUUUUUGCAACUGGGUCCUAUGAUUGUUUAUUAUCUUGUGCAAUAGAGUUACUUAAGAAGAUGUGUUCAACAUUUUACUUUAAUAUUUAUAUUUAUACCACUUUUUCACAUUGGCAAAAUAUGGACACCUUCUAAGGGAAGAAAUUAACUGUAGAGGAGUACCUCCUGUACUUUGAUUAUGAUACACAUAAAUUUUAUUCCUCACAAGUUUAUGAAAAAAAUAACAAAUCAUGAUUAUGUAAGAUUAAAAAAUUAUGCAAUCUUGAAAAAAGAAAACAAUGCAAGAAUUCUGUAAAAUUGAAUUUUAUAUAAAAAAAAAUUUAUAGACUCUUGUUCAUUCUUUAAUAUUUGUAGAUAUAUUUUGAUAAAACUUAAACACAAGGCUUUUUUCUUUUUCUUUUUUUUUUUUUGAAUAUGUAUUGGCAAUCCAGUGAAAGCUGUUUUGGAGAGAACACUGUAGUAUUUCAUAUCCCACCUCAAUUUUACUUGUGUAACUUUUGUUAUUGAUAUUUGUUAUGUAGCUACCCUUUUGUAUUUGAAGUAUUUUUUCCCAAUAUUUUUUACAUGCUCUUUGAAUUAUUUUUCAAUGAUGAUUAAAGCAAUGGAAUUGCUGUUAUGUAAAAUUCUAUCUGUCAUUUUCUUUGUUGUCUGUUACGGAUUUUAGGAAGGAUUAAAAAAAUUGAGUUUGUGAAUUUAAAUAUUAAUUUUUAUCUUCAUGAAAAGAAACAAAUUUAAAUGAUGUAGUUUAUGGGUAAAAACAGUGAUUUUGAUGAGUGAACAUUAUUUUUUUAAGCAAAAUUAGUUUUUCUUAUACAUGUAAUGUGACUUGUCGAUUUUUCUUCUGUUUUUUAGGUAUAUAAAAAUAGUUAAAUUUUGACCAAGACUUCUAAAAAAGAAAAUUAACUUUAUAAAUGAUGGAAGUAAUCUUGCAGAGCAAAUAAGGUACUGACUUUAGAGCCUUUUUACCAUUCCUGAUAUUUUUUUCUGACGUACACUCUUAAUUUGUGCAUUACCUCUGUAACUUUGUAUUAAUGUAGUGUACUAAACGUAAAAAUAAAGUGUUGAUGCAAUAUUGA
Saccostrea cuccullata (small rock oyster) is the source of this 5208-nucleotide messenger RNA. Its product is annotated as receptor-type tyrosine-protein phosphatase N2-like. The record is from RefSeq and is a predicted model, not a curated record. Lineage: Eukaryota; Metazoa; Mollusca; Bivalvia; Ostreida; Ostreidae. Bases 268 to 3078 code for a protein of 936 amino acids. Gene Ontology annotation, molecular function: protein tyrosine phosphatase activity. Gene Ontology annotation, cellular component: secretory granule; synapse. The transcript is spliced from 22 exons. Gene Ontology annotation, biological process: regulation of secretion; protein dephosphorylation.